AUGAUCAAGGCUACCCUCUUUGUCGCUCUCUUCGCCGCUCUGGCCGCCGUUGGCACCGCCAACGCCGUUCCUGCCAGCAACAACAUUGAUAUCCUGGUCAACAAGGCCCCGAGCCCCUGCCAGCACCUCCUUGCCGAGUUUGCCGACAUCAUCGAGAAUGAGCGCGACCGCUGUGAUGAUGACGCCAUUGAGAUCGCUGUUGAGCUUGGUCGUUGCAUUGUCUGGGCUGCCGACAAGUACGACGGCAAGCCGGUCGACACCUCCAAGGCCUUCGAGGACUGCUCGGAGAUUGCCAUCAAGCAUCGCGACUGGUGCAAGAAGCACGAGCCCGACUCGGAUGCCGCCGAGUACGAGCUCCACGAGGAGUACUGCUACACUCGCUACCAGACCUACGCCGGGAACAAGAGCUUCCCCAAGAAGGGCUGCGAUAACCUGGCCCUCGAGAAGAUUGAGGCCAAGCUCGAGAAGAACUGCAUCUCCGGCGGCUUCGCCGGUGUCUCUCUCGACUCCCUGUGCAACAACAAGAAGUGCAUUGCCGCCAUGGAGGAGGCUCACGAGUGUGGCAUGGACCGCUACGCCUCUCCUCACUCCGUUUGCGCUCUCCUCAACAACACCUACUCCUUCUCGGUCUUCUGCCCGGAGGACACCGUUGGCUACAAGACCUUCACCAAGUUCGACUGCAAGGUCCCUGCUCACGUCUACGACUACAGCGAGAAGACCACCGACCUCAAGCCCAUCGAGCCUGCCCCCGCCGAUAACAACUAAAAGGAAAGAGUCCCUCCAGUUUUCCGGCUUCCUACGGUUCUCUCCGUUUCCCCGCCCUCCUCCCUUCCUUCUUCUCUCAAUGCGUUGCCUGUUGCCCCUGUGCCUGGCAGAUAUGCAUUUGAUGAUGCCAUACCCAAGGAGAAGCUCUAGGAAUCCUCUCUCCCCCGUGCCCCCAUCUCCUUGCAUGCAUUCAGAUGCAAUCAACAAAUAUACGCAUUCUCCCUCCCCCCCC
Fonticula alba is the source of this 997-nucleotide messenger RNA. RefSeq lists its product as hypothetical. The coding region runs from base 1 to 765 and encodes 254 amino acids. The record is from RefSeq and is a predicted model, not a curated record. The transcript has a single exon. NCBI's taxonomy places the organism in Eukaryota, Rotosphaerida, Fonticulaceae.